Tuber melanosporum (Perigord truffle) is the source of this 3103-nucleotide messenger RNA. RefSeq lists its product as uncharacterized. Gene Ontology annotation, biological process: mRNA splicing, via spliceosome. The transcript has 11 exons. The record is from RefSeq and is a predicted model, not a curated record. Gene Ontology annotation, cellular component: cytosol; U2-type catalytic step 2 spliceosome; U4/U6 x U5 tri-snRNP complex. The coding region runs from base 49 to 2988 and encodes 979 amino acids. Gene Ontology annotation, molecular function: U5 snRNA binding; translation elongation factor activity; GTP binding. NCBI's taxonomy places the organism in Eukaryota, Fungi, Ascomycota, Pezizomycetes, Pezizales, Tuberaceae.
CGGUUUCUCUUUUCUUUGUAUUCUUAUUUUUUUGAAGCUACGCACGCGAUGGACGACCUUUAUGAUGAGUUCGGAAAUUUCAUCGGGGAGGCUGUCGAUUCAGAUGAGGGAGAACAAAGAGGCGAUAGCGGCGCGGAUGCCUACGUUGACUACGAAGAGGAGGAGGCAUCAGCUGCUGGCGAAGAUGCGCAGCAAUUUAUGGAGCUUGAUGAUGAGGGUCCUUCCAACGCGGUUGUGCUUCAUGAAGAUAAACAAUACUACCCGACAGCAGAACAGACCUACGGGGCGGGUGUAGAGACCCUAGUACAGGAGGAGGACGCGCAGCCAUUGUCGGAGCCUAUCAUAGCUCCUAUUAAGGUUAAGAAGUUUACUGUUGAGGAGGCUGAUCUUCCAAAGACUCAUUUCUCAAGAGAGUUUAUGAUGGAUUUAAUGGGUUUCCCGGAUCAAACUAGAAAUGUUGCCUUGGUUGGGCAUCUGCAUCAUGGAAAGACUGCGUUUAUGGACAUGCUGGUUGUGGAGACUCAUGACCUAGAAGGGAAUACGGAGGGAAAGAAAGGGGAACAACUUCGAUACACAGAUACCCAUGUCGUCGAACGUGAACGAGGUGUUUCUAUUAAAUCCUCCCCUAUGUCCCUCGUGCUACAGUCCUCGAAGGGCAAGUCCCACCUGGUCAACAUUAUUGACACCCCCGGCCACGUUAACUUUGUGGAUGAGGUGGCUUGUUCUAUGCGGGUCGCCGACGGCAUCGUGCUUGUUGUGGAUGUUGUUGAAGGUGUAAUGGUCAACACUGAACAGAUAAUCAAAUAUGCUGUCAAUGAGAGUAUUCCGAUGACUUUGGUUUUGAACAAGGUCGACCGUCUGAUACUGGAGCUUAAACUCCCGCCCACUGAUGCAUAUUUUAAGUUGAAGCACACGAUCGAGGAGAUAAAUACGGUCAUUGAAAAUGCGGCGCCUGGAAGGGGUGAAGGCAUGAGGCUUUCGCCUGAGAGGGGAAAUAUCUGUUUUGCUUGUGCAACCAUGGGAUGGUGCUUUUCGUUGGCUAGUUUUGCCAAGAUGUAUGCCAAUACUUACUCUGGAAUUGACAUUGCGGAGUUUGCAAAAAGACUGUGGGGCAAUAUCUUCUAUAACCCUGGCACUAGGAAGUUUACUCGAAAAUCUAUGGAAGCGAAAUCAAGAAGGUCUUUUGUUCAUUUCGUCCUUGAGCCCCUUUACAAGCUUUAUUCCCAUACGAUUGGAGAAAGUACGGGCAGUCUGAAAGCUACGCUUGCCGGUCUUGGAAUAUCCCUUAAACCCGCGCAGUAUAAGAUGGAUGCUAAGGUCCUUCUAAAGCUGGUCUGUGGGCAGUUUUUUGGCACAGCUACUGGCUUUGUUGACAUGAUUGUGGAGCAUGUUCCUUCCGCUUUGGAUGGUGCAAAGGCCAAGGUUGAGAAUACUUACACAGGGCCGCUAGACACAAAACUCGCCGAGUCCAUGCAGGCGUGUGAUCCCGAAGGCUCAUUGGCCAUCCAAAUAACAAAGUUAUACCAUACCAGCAAUGCCUCGGAUUUCCUGUCUUUCGGUAGGGUUAUGAGCGGAACUGUGAAACCUGGUAUGCAAGUGCGUGUUCUGGGCGAAGGAUAUACCCUUGAUGAUGAGGAAGACAUGGUUGCAGCCACUAUAUCGGAUUGUUGGAUAGCCGAAACCAGAUACAAGGUACCCACUAGCGGGGUACCAGCUGGAUGUUGGGUGCUCUUAGGGGGGAUCGAGAAUUCGAUCGUGAAGUCGGCCACCAUAGUUGCGCACAAGAUGGACGAUGAUGCUUAUGUUUUCCGACCCAUAAAACACUUUACCGAAUCGGUGUUCAAGGUUGCUGUCGAGCCAGUAAAUCCAUCAGAACUGCCAAAGAUGCUUGAUGGCCUUCGGAAGAUUAACAAGAGUUAUCCUCUUAUCUCGACCAAGGUCGAAGAAUCCGGUGAGCACGUGAUCUUGGGUACCGGAGAGCUAUAUAUAGACUGCGUUCUUCACGAUCUCCGACGGAUUUUCUCCGAAAUGGAACUUAAGGUCUCUGACCCGGUUACGCGUUUUUGCGAGACUGUUGUGGAGACAUCGGCCAUUAAGUGUUAUGCGCAGACACCUAAUAAGAAAAACAAGAUUACGAUGGUCGCAGAACCGCUGGAUUCGGGGAUCUCGGAGGAUAUAGAAAGCGGAAAGGUCAGUAUCAAGUGGCCAAUCCGGAAAGUUGGAAAAUUCUUCGAGGAAAAUUACGGAUGGGAUUUAUUGGCAAGUCGCAGUGUGUGGGCCUUCGGGCCUGAUGAGAGGGGGCCGAAUAUCCUACAAAACGACACUUUACCAAGUGAGGUGGACAAGAAGCUACUGAACCACACCCGGGAUAGCAUCCGGCAAGGUUUCUCUUGGGGUACUCGGGAAGGCCCUCUAUGUGAAGAACCUAUCCGAAAUACGAAGUUCAAGAUCAUGGAUGCUACGCUUGCCUCGGAAGCCAUCUAUCGCGGAGGUGGUCAGAUUAUUCCGACUGCGCGGAGGGCUUGCUACUCGUCGUUUUUGAUGGCGUCUCCUCGGCUUAUGGAGCCCAUGUACUCUUGCUCUAUGACUGGGCCCGCAGAUUCAGUUUCCGCGCUUUAUACCGUUCUCGCAAAGCGAAGAGGGCAUGUGCUAUCCGAUGGCCCCAUUGCUGGAACGCCAUUGUACCUCGUAAAGGGCUUAAUCCCAGUCAUCGAUUCCUUCGGGUUCGAAACUGAUGUUAGGAUUCACACGCAAGGAAUGGCCUUCUGCUCCCUCGUCUUCGAUAGGUGGAACAUCGUGCCCGGCGACCCCCUCGACAAAGAAGUGAAACUCCGACCGUUGGAACCCGCCUCCGCGCAGGCCAUGGCACGAGACCUCAUCCUCAAGACCCGUAGGAGAAAGGGGUUGAGCGAGGAUGUCACCAUCGCCAAAUUCCUGGAGCCCGAGUUGCAUGCUAUGAUUGAGAGCUCGGGGCUACUUGAUGGUUAGACUGUUGUGAAUGAGUCUUGGAGCGCAUGGGGGGCGGAUAGUGUAAAAUAAGCGUGUGUCGGCGCAUUUAUUAUGAAAAAAAUGGAAUAUUCUUUAUAGUAGUGUUGGUAUAAAA